This is a messenger RNA of Adineta ricciae, 2316 nucleotides long. Lineage: Eukaryota; Metazoa; Rotifera; Eurotatoria; Adinetida; Adinetidae. The record is from the annotation of a GenBank genome assembly.
AUGGUACAAUGGCUAAUUAUUAUUCUCGUUUAUAAUUUUGCGAUUCUGAAAUUAUCAUUGGGCGAAGUGACACUUGCAUUACGUUUGCUUCAUUAUAAAAAUCGAAAUGGUUUAACUUAUGAGAAUCGUGCAUGCGAUACAAUACUUGGCCAUGACAUUAACCGAGACGGUCGAUGUGAUACCGGCUUUUUAUUUUGUCUCGUACAAUUACCGUUCCAGAAUCCACAUAAUUGUACAUUAGGUGAACAUUUCACUGGUUUCGUUGGUGCUGAUGAUAUUCAUUUCAUUAAUAUUGAUCAACAAUUGACACGGCCACCAUUAACAUUCUAUAAUAAAAAACAACGAUCGUCGUUAAUUUCUCUUUGGUUUCAACCGACAAUUUAUUUUCGAUUUCCAUACCCAAAAGCUGGUCUUGGUGUCAUUGUCGAAGUUUAUGACAUUGACGAUAUCAACAAUCAAACAGUACACGAUUCCAUUGAUUUUUACGCAAAAACAUUAGUUGAUUUAAAAAUUCAACACUCACGUGAAGUCGCACAACCGCAAAGAUUAUUUCUACGCAGUCUCUUUGGAAUUUACACAAAUCUAACAGCAGAUUUUACGUUGUAUUGCUCUCCACAUUAUUACAAUCAUGAUUGUGAAACAUUUUGCUUACCGAAUGAGCAACGUUACGAUUGCGAUGUGAAUACUGGACAGAAGAUUUGUAAGCAUGGUUAUAUUGGACAGGAUUGUCUUAGUGACGUUCGUGCCUGUGAAGAUCGACCCUGUCUUAAUAAUGGCACAUGUGUCGUAUACUUUCGUGGUUAUUUAUGUCAAUGUCCACUGGGGUAUGCAGGUACUACUUGUGAAAUUGGACCGUCGAUGAUAAAUGUUGAUCAUACAUGUAACCGAACAACAUGUGUGCAUGGAUAUUGUUCGCGAAAUGGCAAGUGUAUUUGUCAUGAGAAUUGGACAUCAGAGAAUUGCAAUCAACGGCUUGUUCCGAGAACGAUUGAUUGUGCUAGUCGGCCAUGUUUGCAUAAUUCUACAUGUGAAGAUCAUGGUGAUCAGAAUUCAUCAAUCUAUAAGUGUCAUUGUCGGAACGGUUUUACUGGUCGAAACUGUGAAGUUGAAAUUGUUACAUCGUGUGAAAGAAUACCAUGCGUUCAUGGUCAAUGCAUAAAAAUUGAUCUUUAUACCGAACUUUGCAUUUGCGAAAAGAAUUGGAGUGGUAUCGAUUGUUCUCAAAGUCUGUUAACAUCGACAACGACUACUCGAACGAAUAUUUCUACUAAGAAGUCUGAUCGUGUGAAAACAACGUUAUCUAUGCAAACAUCAUCGAUAAAAUCAAUAAAAGAUUUAUCACAUGUAUCUGUAAUCACGGACCUUAGCGACUACUCGGAGUGGUUACAUGUCAAUUAUGGAAUCGAUCGAAAUAGAAAUUCGAGUCUACCAACAGCAGCACCUGCUUUGUUUCUCAAAACCAAAUAUUCACCAUGUUUGAGUGCACCAUGUCUGCAUAAUUCCACAUGUGUCAUUCAAUCUGAACAUCAAUUUCGAUGUAUCUGUUCACCAGCAUUUAUUGGAAUCUAUUGUGAAAUUGAAACAAAUCCAUGUGAAAGUUCACCCUGUCAGCAUGAUAGUAUUUGUAUUGCAAAAUCCAAUCAUGAUAUUCAAUGCAUCUGUCGACGACAUUAUACGGGCAAAUAUUGUGAACUUUCACAAACAUUUCAACCGGUUUCAUCUAAGUCGAAGUGUCUUCGUAUCUGUCAACAUGGCGGUAUUUGUUUGAUUGAUGAAGCCAACAAAGAACGAUGUAUAUGCAAAUCAACUUAUACGGGUUCCUUUUGUGAACUAACUAAAAAUAAUUGUACCGACUCUUUGUGUCACACUGAUCCAUGUUUAUCGAAUCCGUGUUUAUACAAUGGUACAUGUCAAUCAAUAAUCUCUUCAACAAAUUACACAUGUUCAUGUCAUGAACAAUAUACAGGUGAACGAUGUGAAUUUGCUCUCAAAUCAGAUCCAGUCGAUGCUUUACCACGUGAUAGUGCACUCAGUCAGGAUGAACCUAGUCCGACUGAUUUCUGGCCAUUAGCUAUUGUAUUUGGUUAUGUAUUUUCAUUAAUGUUAGUUUUUAUUAUCAUCUGGUUUCUAUGGUAUGGCUUAACGAUUCGUCCUCAAUCCCAUUUUCGUUCUGACAUACCAUAUGGCGAACGUCCUGCUGAUCGUUAUCAACCGUAUCGUUUAGGCGUCAGUAAUCCCUUGUUUUUCACGAACCAAGACUAUAAUCCCAAUCGUAUAUUGAAAACGUUUUCCAUUGAACGAGAUUUCGAUUCGUAG